Physella acuta is the source of this 3072-nucleotide messenger RNA. RefSeq lists its product as uncharacterized. The record is from RefSeq and is a predicted model, not a curated record. NCBI's taxonomy places the organism in Eukaryota, Metazoa, Mollusca, Gastropoda, Physidae.
CAACAAACGACAGCGGUUCUACUACGGCGAUGACGUCAGGUUCCUGCUAAAGACCCUCAAGCGCAGGUUUUCCGGCACCGUCGUCUGCUACAAGCAGCGCGCCAUGCUGCCCAAGUUCUGCCUCCAGCACCUCCGCCCGGGGAGGAUGAAAACAACCCUGACCUUCCUCAGCAUCUGGGUCGUGCUCAUCCUCGUCUUCUUCGCCGGCCGGGGGUCACGUGACCUGAAGAUCCAGUCCCUGCUGCCGGCCAACCGGUUCAACCUGUUCUCGUUGCUAUGGCAACAGGAACCCGCCACGCGCGUCAGACAAGAGUGCAUCCACCCGACGCUACGGGUAGACGACCCCAUCAUGAUGAAAACCGUCAAGCGCUACGCACCGCAGAAAUGCACCGCGGAAGACUGGGUUUACGUCGAAAACGGAACCGUUAAGUUCACCGUCUCGAAGCUGAAGAGAAACAUAACCUGCGAUUACUUCCCUAUCGUAAGGGAAGGCGACUACAACGUGACAUACGGAGACCCGGUUUUAAACAUCCCCGACGGUUUCAACAUGACGACGGAUUUCUUUCAAAUCUCCUGCAAUGAAACCAACACCAACAAAACCUACCUCGGUCUUCACGCCGGCGUCGCCUACGACAAAGCGAAAGCAGAACGCCCGGAAGCGGAACUCAAAGACGGGUUAGAUGGGCUGAGUGUUGCCAUCAUCGGGUACGACUCAAUGUCCCGGAUGUCGUGGCUGCGCAGACUCAAGCAGACGAGACAGUACAUCCUGCAGCAGGGGGCCAUAGAGCUGGAAGCCCACAACAUCGUGGGGGACGGGACGACGGCCGUCAUGUUCCCCAUGCUGACUGGCAAGUUUGAGUGGGAGCUACCCGAAUCAAGGUUAAACUUCGAGGGCGCCACCCAGCUGGAUAACUUCCCCUUCAUCUGGCACGACAUGAAGAAGGCGGGGUACCUGACGUCAUGGUGUAACGCCGCCCCCAAACACGCCCCUUUCAACUGGCGGAUGCUGGGCUUUGGUCAGAAGCCCACGGAUUUUUACACCCGCCCCUUUUACCUGACGGCGGAUAAGCUGUACAAACCGCUGAAAUACCCGUGUAUAGGGUCAAGGUCGUUCGGCAAAGUCUGGCUGAACUACAUCCGGGAUAUUUUCGUCAUGUACAGGGAGAAGCGGAAGUUCCUGUUUCACUUCCUGGUCGAGAUGACCCACGACGACAACAAUUUGAUAACCAAGAUGGAUUCAGAUACGAUGGAGCUUGUCAAGUUUCUUCAAGACGGAGGUUACCUGAACAAGACCCUGCUCAUCCUGAUGGGGGACCACGGUGCCAGGUACAGCCAGAUAAGAUCUACCUGGUCUGGGAAGCUUGAGGAACGUCUGCCCUACUUCUCCUUCCUGUUCCCCAGGUGGUUUGAGCAGAAGUAUCCCGCGGCCAUCGCUAAUCUACGCACCAACACGAAAAGAUUAACCACGCCUUUUGAUCUGCACGAAACGUUUAAAGAUUUUUUACGUUUUGAUGGGACGGGGCAAGGGGACGUAAGCAAGAGAGGGAUUAGUUUGUUUAAAGAGGUGCCUUUAGAGAGGUCGUGUGAACACGCAGGGAUCGCGCCGCAUUGGUGCGCAUGUUUAGCGUGGAAGAACGUUUCUCUAGAAGAAAACGGUGCGAAAUUGGCGCUUCAGUACACCAUUGACACCAUCAACAAUUAUACUUCCGGGUACCGGAAUGACUGCGCGUUGUUAAAGGUUGAAAAAGUCACUGACCUGACUAAAUUGGAAACGCGGACGGAGGUUCUUAAAUUUCUUAAAACGGACGACAUGGGCGGGAUCUACAACAUCAAUUUCAACGGCACGAACAAAAACGAGAUGACCUUGUACCAGUUGACCUUUUACACCACGCCGGGUCACGGUUACUUCGAGGUCACCGUCACGCAUGACGUGCCGCGGAACAAGUUCACCGUCAACGAGAAGGAGAUUAGCCGGAUCAACAUGUACGGCAACGAUCCGGCUUGCAUCUUGCAGAAGAACCGGCAGAUCAGACAGUACUGCUACUGCAACAGCAACCUCAAGUCCUAGCACCCCUUAGGGUAAACUUGGUUUUGCCUGGUUGUUGUUUUGUGUAAGGGCCUGGCGAAAUGGACUCUUCCAAAAAUAGGGGAGUUAGGUUGUUGGAAACACAAUUUUCUCUUUUAGAAACAGCGUUAUGUGUCUAAAAAUAGUCUAAAAGAUAACACGUGUGCGGUGUGCUACAAAACGACUUGUAAAAUACGUAGGUUUACACUACGUAGGUUUACACUACGUAGGUUUACACUACGUAGGUUUACACUAAGUAGGUUUACACUACGUAGGUUUACACUACGUAGGUUUAAAUUACGUAGGUUUACGAUACAAUUAGUAAACUUAAAAUACUACUACUAAGGUUAGCAAUACGUAUCUAUACAAAACCUAGUUUUAUGAAAUGUGGACGGCAGAUAAACUAAGUGCCUUGUUGUAAAUAUUUGUAUACGAUUAGUUUUUUUUAGGAUUACACCAUCUUUACACUUGCGACAACUAUACUAUACAAGUUUAGAAAAAACAACUCGAAACAAGUAUGUAUACAUGUUCCGUAAGAAAAUAAAUUCAAAUAACAUUGAAUUUAUUGCUAGUUGUUUUUCUAUACAUUUAUAGCAUACUUGUCGCAAAUGUAAACGUGGUGUUAGAUCUAACAUUUUUAGGAUUUAGUUACCCAUAAGAGUUUGUGUUAAUAUUAGUAAAGUAUAAGUUGAUAACAGUUGUCCACUAGAAGCCUGACACCCCUUUUGGAAGAAGAUUCCAUUAAAGCGGGACUAUAUAAAUAUAAGUAUGAGAUGAAAGCGCCAACUUUCUUCUGAUGAAGAUGGAUUUUAUAAACUAAUGUGAUAUACACCGUUUUAGAUGCUGUUCCUUAAAACAAAGAAUUCUUGAAACUGUGCUUAAAAUUGUACAUAGUGGCUACAUAAAUGGGAUUUACUUCUUUUUACAUGGAAUUUAAAUUAUUUUAUAAUAAAUUAUUGUGUAAAUAGGAUUUUUCUCCACACUAAAGUUUCAGGGAAAGGGGAGAG